Messenger RNA from Osmia lignaria (orchard mason bee), 2144 nucleotides. Its product is annotated as synaptic vesicle glycoprotein 2B. Gene Ontology annotation, biological process: transmembrane transport. Gene Ontology annotation, molecular function: transmembrane transporter activity. The record is from RefSeq and is a predicted model, not a curated record. Lineage: Eukaryota; Metazoa; Arthropoda; Insecta; Hymenoptera; Megachilidae. Gene Ontology annotation, cellular component: membrane.
GUGGAACACGCACGAGGAACAGACAGUGCUACGCUUUGGCGACCGGAAUCCUCCAGAGUCCCGGAUUCUCCCCAACACCACCCGGACCGAUCACCUCGCGAGAGACCGACGAUCUUCGAAACGUAACCGUCCAUCAUGGGGCUCGACUUCUUGGCAGACGGAGGUGCCGAUUUCGAGCAUGCAAUCACCGUAACAGGAUUUGGAAAAUUUCAUUACAUGCUGCUGGCAGUAUGUGGCCUUAUUUACAUGGACACUGCUAUAGGAGUGACGAUACUAUCAUUCGUCUUGCCAGCAGCACAAUGCGACUUGGAAAUGGAUUCUACGUCGAAAGGGUGGUUAACAGCAUCCCCAAUGCUAGGUAUGGUGGUGGGUUCUUAUAUAUGGGGGUGCCUGGCUGAUACGAAGGGGAGAAAAGUCGUGUUAAUAAUCACAUUAUUAAUGGACGGUAUCGUUGGGGUUAUUUCCUCUUUCGUCCAAUAUUUCUGGAUCUUCUUGGUCUUCCGAUUUUUCAACGGGUUCGCCGUUACGGGAGCUAUGGGAAUUUGUUUUCCGUAUUUAGGGGAGUUCCAGCCGACAAAGUAUCGCGAAAGAUGUCUUUGUUGGAUGGAAAUGUUCUGGACAGUCGGAGUCAUAGUAUUACCACUGAUCGCUUGGUUGAUCAUACCAAUGGAUUUCAUUUACCUCUCGGACGUGUUUUACUUUAAGUCGUGGAAUCUCUUCGUGGCGCUGUGCGCUUUGCCCUCGAUUAUGUUGGGUCUCUGGCUGUUCGCGUUUCCGGAAAGCCCGAAAUUCCUUCUGGAAUGUGGCGAAACCGAAGCUGCCCUCGAAGUAUUCAAAUGGAUCUACUCCCAGAACACCGGUGAAAGUCCGGACUCGUAUCCGGUGAAAACUUUGCAAGAGAAAAGUAAGGACAAAAGCACAAGAUCCUUGAAAUUGCAUAAACGAAAGGAUUUGAAGGUUCUACUUAAAGAAGUGAGGGACCUAACAACUGCUCUCUGCAAAUCACCGUAUCUUCGUAACACACUGUUAGCGUGUGGCAUUCAGUUUGGUCUUACAAGUAGUUAUUACACUCUGAUGGUCUGGUUCCCAGAACUAUUCACCAGAUUCGAAGAAUUCGAGCACGAGAAUCCUGGUCAAUCCACCUCGGUCUGCAUAGUGUCAGCGGUUCCGGAUAACGCGACCCUUGUCGAUUCUUUCGGAUGCGACACAGUGAUCACGCCUUCCGUUUAUCUACACACUGUGUACAUCGGAUUAGCUUGCAUUCCUGGAUCCAUCAUUCUGCCGAUUUUCGUGCACAAGCUUGGUGCCAAGUUCUUCCUAAUUGUGUCGCUGUUGGUUUCCGGGGGGGUAACGGUUGCCUUUUAUUACGUGGUCAACGCAACUCAGAACCUGAUAUUAUCCUGUGUUUUCGAGGCUCUCACAUCUCUUGGUAUCUCGCUGGUUUAUUGCGUAAUCGUCGACAUGUUCCCGACGAAUCUCAGAGUGAUGGCUGCAGCUCUAUCUCUUACUAUGGGUCGAUUAGGUGCACUAGUUGGUAAUCUAGUGUUCGGUUAUCUAAUUGACUUGGCCUGUGUGGUUCCUAUCAUUUUAUUCGCGGCAUUUUUAUUCAUAUGUGGAUUUAUGUCGUUCCUGUUACCAAAAACAGGAAAGGAUACCCUCGAUUAAACAAGAAACAACUCGUUUUCUGGAAGGAAACGAUGAAAAAUAAUGAUUUUUCACUAUUUACAACAUUUGAUGUUAUAGAAAAUGAACAGAAGAAUAAUUAAUUAGUUUCUCUUUCGAAAAAAUAUCGAACUUUAGCUGACAAGUGCUUUAUUUUAUUAUGUUAAUCGAAAGAAACUUUUUAUCACUUACAAUUAAAUUAACGCGCGUUCGUAUAGAGUUUAAGAUCGAUCAUCGUUUUUAUUUCGAACUACGUGUAAAUUCGUGUAAAUAUGUAAUAUUUAUUCUGCGAAAGUAACUUAUCGUUAGACACGAUAUCAUUUUCAUUUUACAGCGAUCGAAUACUAUUAUUACAAAAAAUUAAGUAGGUUAACUGCGUUUAAAUGCGCGCCAAAAAGCAUCUAUAGUAUUUGAUAAAAUGAUGCUCCAACUAUACGUACAAUAUAUCAAGAAAUAUACUGUUUAUCAGUUUAAUUUCUAUA